CAUGACGUUAAUGUAUGCGCAUCAUCUCGAUCGUCUGAAUUACCUGAGUCCGCUGGAUGGAAACAGAUCCGACAUGUUGGAUUUUCAAGCUUGAGAACCUGGAUGGACUUCUGUGAGAAGAUGGGCGUUUCCAAAGAUUUCCCCAAUGGUUUAAAAGGAAUGACCAGCACAUUUCCUCCCCCGACUUCACAAGAGCUUGAUGUUGCUGUUUUAACGUUCCUUGUGGAGUUCCUCAGCAAGCCAAUUGCUUUGUUUGAUGAACGCGUUCUGCAUCCAACCGGUCGGGAGAGGCCCCUUUACCUCCUGAUCUAUUCUGUCCUGUCCCAACUGGCACUGCUGAAUUUUGGCCAACGAUCUCUGGUUAUCUCCGAAGGUCCUGAUGAUCCAUGGGUCGACAUGAACCAGGAAGCCCCAGAAGAUGAGCAGCAACAGGAGUCCAGAAAUGUGGAGCAUGGCACAUGGUUACCAGUUCCAGGCAUGUGGUCAUCAGUUCUGCCUCUUCGAUUGGGUGCAGUUCGAAUGUGACCUCCUGUCAACAUCCAAUGGACAUUCUUCAUCAGUUGUGCCUGAGAUUUUCGCCCAUAUGCACAAUGUGCUGUACCCUGGUGAAGACAUCACCCAGGUUGCAGAUCGGGCAAAGCUGGGCAGUGCGAAACUUCAAACUCUGGCAGACAAGUGGGUGAAGCAUGUAAUCACAGGCGUGGUUAGAAGACGAAAGGUGAAGGUCCUGAAGCAGAUGCUGGCGGAAAGGGAGCAGAGGGAGAAGGAAAAUAUGCAGAAGCUGAAGGAAAAUAUGGAGGAGCUGGAGGCAGAGAAGAAGGCGGCACAGGAGAUUGAGGCAGAGAAGAAGAAGGUGGCACAGGAGAUUGAAGCAGAGAAGAAGAAGGCGGCACAGGAGAUUGAGGCAGAGAAGAAGAAGGCGGCACAGGAGAUUGAGGCAGAGAAGAAGAAGGCGGCACAGGAGAUUGAGGCAGAGAAGAAGAAGGCAGCACAGGAGAUUGAGGCAGAGAAGAAGAAGGCGGCACAGGAGAUUGAGGCCCUCAAAAGGCAGCUGCAAAAGCAGCAGCAGCAAGGCCAGUAAUGGAGAUGGUGGUGUAUGAAAGCCACCUUCCCACGAAUACUCAGCUGCUGGACGAGGCACUGUUGUGCUUCCCCAAUCUAUGUGCGUUUUUGUAAUUGGUGGGGCAGCCCCACCUAAGCAGGUGCAUUUGCAUGCCAUGUUGAAAAUCUGGCUUGUUGCUCCGAUUCCAUUCAAGUGGCCAAACUUGCAGCCCUAAUCACUAUAGAUAUAUGUGUGUUUCUGCAUCUGUCUGGGUGGCUGUUUUUGCUGUUAUAAGAUGUUUUUUCCUGGGGAGACCCCCGAAUUAGUCGGGAGCGCGAGAUUAUGGCUAGCUGCUGAGAUGUGCAGUUGAGGUCACAGUUGAUGGACCAGUUCGUGUACGCUGGAUUGGUGGCGAUUGCCGAACCCUCUGUCUCUUCGGUUGUUCGGGUGAAUGGAUGAGGAGGGGUCCUUGAAGGCUGGAUGCGCCGCCUUGGAUUUACAGUUCGUAUGGCGUAGUACAGUGUGGUAGUUGUGGAUGGUGCUAUAAGGUGAUAAAUCCUAGAACUGACAAUGUGAUAAAGCGGCCCAGAAGCCUCCCACUCUGUAUCAUUACAUUACAUA
Molecule: messenger RNA, 1663 nt
Organism: Volvox carteri f. nagariensis
Lineage: Eukaryota; Viridiplantae; Chlorophyta; Chlorophyceae; Chlamydomonadales; Volvocaceae
Exons: 4
Coding region: 419-1081 (220 amino acids)
Source: RefSeq, a predicted model, not a curated record